Xenopus tropicalis (tropical clawed frog) is the source of this 3653-nucleotide messenger RNA. RefSeq names its product Rho GTPase activating protein 11A, gene 2 (gene arhgap11a.2). Gene Ontology annotation, biological process: signal transduction. Lineage: Eukaryota; Metazoa; Chordata; Amphibia; Anura; Pipidae. The record is from RefSeq and is a predicted model, not a curated record. Gene Ontology annotation, molecular function: GTPase activator activity. The transcript has 13 exons. The coding region runs from base 425 to 2827 and encodes 800 amino acids.
UGAAGUUUAACACAGAAUGAUUUGUAAAAACUCAGUCUGCUAGGAAAAGUGAUUUGUGCAUUGCAUGUGUUUGAGUGUGUAUAUAUGAAAUAAACAGACACGUAUAAACAAGUGAAAGAAGCAGAUAGCAGGCACAUUAUUUGAAUACUUAUCAGCGCUAGUGUGAUUUGUUUCAAGCGUAAGUGAAUGCAGCUCCAGGGAAGGAGCCUGGCUGCGGGGUCGCUAAUAAGCCCACAUAUGGGAGACAAUCUGUAGUCAGUGAGCGCAUGGUGGGGAAAGUGGAAGUCUGUUGGCAGAGGAAGUGUUUAUUGUGUGUCUGUAUGGUAAUGAUGAUGGGCCUAAUAAUGUCCAGUCAUGUCUGGAUUAUAGGCAUAAAGAACAAGCUGUAGCCCCACUAGUCAUCCUGUACUAAGCUGAGGCGACCAUGAGGGCAACUGGACCCUCCUCUGCUAUAAUUCAGCACCUGAAAGCCUUGGGCGUGAAAAUCCGCUUGCCGAAGAAAGUCCCCAGUCCGGAUGUGCAGAGAAAGACUUCCAGCCAUGGCCUCUUCGGGACCCCCCUGCACUGCCUCCCGCCCUGUAACACUGAGGGAAACAUCCCGCAGUUUGUGGUUGAUACCUGCCAGUUCCUCAGCUGUCAUCUUGGUACUGAAGGUCUUUUCCGUAAAUCUGGCUCUGUAACUCGUAUCAGAACACUAAAGGCUCAGCUGGAGUCAAAUGAAUGCAGUUUGGAGUCUGCACAACCAAGUGAUGUUGCUGCUUUGUUGAAACAAUUUUUCCGGGAGCUUCCACAGCCUCUUAUACCUCUGGAGUUGCAGGACCCCCUCUGCCAAAUUCAUGAAAUUCUAAGUGAAGAGAGUAGAGUAUCAGCCACAAUCUUAGUCACUUGCCUUCUUCCUGCCAUACACAUGGGGACCCUAAGAUAUUUUUGCACCUUCCUUCAGAGUGUGGCAUCCAGGUGUAAUGAAAACCGAAUGGAUUCAGCUAAUCUGGCUGUAGUUUUGGCUCCAAAUCUUUUUGCAAGCACAGGGCUGGGUGAAAGGCUGACGCAUAGUACUGAACGGCAACUCCAACUUCAAACAGCGGUCAUGCAAACUCUGAUUCAGAAUGCCAGCAAUAUAGGACAGCUUCCUUCAUUUAUUCUUAGCAAGAUUCCUCUUGCACAUGACGCUGUUGAAGAAGAGUUAGUGACCCCCAGUGGAGGAGUGAAUCGACGAAGGCGCAGGCGGAGUAUGAGUGGACUCGUUAAUGAAGCACUAAGUAAAUUAAAGCCAGGGCGAGGUGCAUCCACUAAUGUACUGGACCAAGCUACAGGUGAGGAGGGACAGCAUGAAAGAUACAAAAGCAAGCGUAAGGCAUCUGAGGACUCUGGGAGUGGGGAGCAUUGCACAGCCAAAAAACGAAAGUCUUUACGAGAUAUUACAGAUGAAAAAUUAUAUAAUGAAGACCUGUGUGAACCAGUGAACUCUGUGUCUCCACAGAGAGUUUUUGUAGAUGCUUCCCCAGAUUUACUGUCAAGUCCCAGCACACCUCUGGAGCUUAGUACAGGAUCACCAGCCAUACUGGCAACACCUGAAUCAUCCUCCCGGGGACAGAGGGUAAAGGGCAAGCGUAAAGAGAGCAAACGACCAAAGCGAAUGCAUUCUGGCCACAUCUGUGUUUCUCCUGCACAGCUGGAGAGAAAGGAGAAAGUCCGUAGUUCUAUGCGUCUUUUCCAUCGGAUGCGCGUCUCCAAACAAUCGACUCUAGAUGGGAAAAACCUAGAGACUAGUGGUUGGAACCUGAUGAAAAGAAUGGUAGCAGAAGCUCUAGAAGGACCUAUCUUUAAUGGCAGAGAUUUUCGUGUUGCCCCUUUGUCUUUAAAGGUUUCUGGGCAAGAGAAUCCUUUGAUAUCUGAGGAUGUUUCUCAUAAACACCCUUCAUCCCCACCUUGUUUAAGCUCUCCUCCAUUCUGGAAGCCUACAGGAAGAGGCAGGAAGGGGUCUGAAGCAGCAUCUUCUGCAAAGUUGAAAAGAGCAUUACGCCGCUCCCUCAGUAUGCCAGAAAAAUUGGGAGAAGGUGCUGUUGCAGAGCAGGGCGAAGAAAACUCAAACCACAAUGAGGAUGCUUUCACUCGUGAUCAAGAUGGCAUCUCAGAAAUAAGGGUUGAGGAGAGCUCAGAGGUAAAGACAAAAGUAGAGGGAUUGAACGGUGAGAUAGAUUUCUUAUCACCCAACAAGCUCAGUAGAGACAGUAUUGUUUCAAAAGAAGACUUUUCAAUCCAUAGACAAGCCUCUGUGUCUGAUUUGCAUCAAAAAUCGCAGUCUUUGAGAAGGGCUGAAGGACAUACAGCACAAUAUCGAAGCGUUCGGAAGCUGGUGCUGAGUUUUCCUUGGGACACUCAUACCAUUAACAAUGACCCACAUCAAAAGGAUUGGGAAGCGCUUGCCACCCACCCUAUUAAACGAAAGGGGGCAAGACGCUUUGGGCGGUCCAUAAGCCACGAAAGUGGGCUUGGCUCAACCGAAGAGCAGAAUGGACAAAUCAGUGGGCCAGCUCCUUCCGCAAAAAGCCCCGCAAAGUCUCUGAAAGGACGAAGUCGACAAGUAUUUGUAAGUCGCAAGAGUAUAACCCUCAGUAGCUGUGUCCAAAAAAGUCUAGAGACUGCAAAGCCGCUCUGUUUAGAUGCAAGUGUAGUAGAUCCUGCAGGCCAUUCCUUCAUUAAAACCUGGGAUCUGUCUCUUGUACAGCAAAUGAUGGAUGAAGAUAAACAAGCUUAUAGAAGUUCACCUAAAUACCCUCUGUCUGCCACCAGACUGGAACCUAUCAGUGACUUCAUAGAUUUUUAAAAAAUGUAGGAAACGAAACAAACAUUUGGAUAAUAAACUGCAGCGGGUGAUGUUAGUAGUUUGUUUGGGUCACACGAAUAGAUGGAAGGAAAAAAAAAAACACCCAUUUGUAUUUCUGCACUUAGAAUGUACAUAACGAUUAUUCCCUAUUGCCAGAAGCUGUACAUCCUUAAGUGAACACUUUGGGUCAUGUUUGUUGGCAGGAAAACACUAUUGAAAUAUUUUCCAGUUUUUGUUGCUAUUGCAAAACAGCCAAUCUCAGUGUAAAAUUACAAAGUACAGCUAUCAUUGAUAUUGUCUACUUAAUAAAUGUAGGCCUAAUUUAUAUACAGCCUAAUUUAUAAACAAAAGAAAUUCAGAAAUGCAUACUGGGUUAGAUUUUUUUCUUUAUUAUUAUAAAUGCCUGCUCAGCUAACACAAACCACAGCCAUAGUGUAAUGGGACAGGGUUUUAAUAUUUCUAAGGCAAUAGUAGUCAUCCUAUAAUACAAGCUUUUAUGGCAGUCAAAGAUCUUUGUGUAUGUAAUCAUAACCUACAGUGUUCUGCAGCUGAUUUUACUGGCAGCUAAACACUUUUUUUUUGUCCACAAAUAAUGCUCUUUUUUUCUUAUUGUGUCUUUGUAUUUUCCCAUGUUUGUGUCUUUUAUCUGUUCUUUUAAAUAACAUUUUCCAGUUCUUAGAAAUAUGAAGGUAUCACCAAUAAAAAAUGUAUAUUUUGUUUUAAGUGCUGGGUGAAAUGAUUGUUGUUGUUGUUAAUGAGUUGUGGAGGGUAAUAUUAAUUUCCAGCAGUAAUGAUGAGACCUUUCCUGCAUAAAGGAAAUGACAGA